Molecule: messenger RNA, 2526 nt
Organism: Neltuma alba
Lineage: Eukaryota; Viridiplantae; Streptophyta; Magnoliopsida; Fabales; Fabaceae
Exons: 2
Coding region: 91-2013 (640 amino acids)
Source: RefSeq, a predicted model, not a curated record
UGUUUCUUCUCCCUUCUCUGACCCUCGUUCUGCCUCUCGUCCCCACUCUUCAAUCUUCAAUCUUCAAUCUUUGUCUUUCCAUCUUCAAAAAUGGAGCUUGUUCCCUACCCGGACCCCAACUCCGAUAGUCUGGCAUGGCAGGAUAUGUUCCGGUCCGCUUCUAUCAGGGAACCGUUGGCUACUCCACAAGCAGAUUCGCCGCCAAAUGCCGCUGAGCCGAAAAAGAAAUCCACCCACUCCGGUGAUCCCCAGGUACGCCUCGCUCUCUACAUAGCCAUGGCUCAUGCUGGAAUCGCCCUUGCUAUUUUUGUAGUCUACGCUGCGUACAAGCUCUUGGAAGGAUAUCUCAGGCCUCUUCAGUGGGCUGUGCUCUGUUCCAUACCUUUAAGGGGUAUCCAGCAGACCCUUGUUUCGUUCUGGUCGGAGCCCCUGAAAUUAGGCGUCACAGAGACGUUUCUAGCGAUUCCUGUGGCCAUAUUUAGAGUUGUAGUUAGUACGCUUGCUGAAAUUCGUGAAGCUUUUUUGCGAGUUCUUCUCAGAAAAUCAAGAGAAUCUGAGAACCCGAGGAGGAAACGCAGUGGGUUUUCUAGUUUACUUCGUUUGCUUGUGUCCUUUGGCAUAUUCGUUGUUGCAUAUGAAAGGCUUGGUGGUUUUGCCUCUCUCUGUCUCCUAGGAUUAGGUUUCUUGUUUAGCUCUAAAAAUGUAGAUUCAGUUUUGUCGACUUCGUCUUCCUUUAAGAGCAGUGGCAUGUGGCAUACUGCCUUUUUCACGCGAGGGGUACUGAAAAGAUUGAAAACAAUUGUAGCAAUUGGGUUGAUUGUUGGUAUGAUAAUUGGGUUUUUGGCUGGGAUGAUAUUCUUCUCCUACAAGAUUGGGAUCGAAGGAAAAGGUGCAGUGAUUUCACUGAAACUACAUGUAGAAGAGAGCAAUUUUACUGAGAGGAUUGGGGUCAAGAAGUGGAUGGAUGAGAAUGAUGUUCCUGAAUUGGUAGAUCGGUACAGUACUAAGUUUUAUGAGACAGUUUCUGAUCAGAUAGAUGUAUUGGCGAUGCAAUACAAUAUGACGGAGCUUGUGACUGGUAUUAAGUAUUUUGCUAUAAGCAAUUCAGCUAACUCUUCAAUAACUUUAACAGCCCCGAAGACACCCUCAGCAUAUACAGACAAGUUUCUGAGUCUAAGGACUCGGGUUAAAAAUCGAGAAUGGAGCAUGAUUUACACAGAGCUCGCUACUCUUUGGAGAGAACUCAUAAUCACAAGGGAGGACUUGGUUGAGAAGGCAAAAGUAUUUGCUGUCAAGGGAAUGGAUGUAUCUCAACGCGUGCUUGCUAGCGGUAAAACUGUGCUUGGAAGUGGUGCAAAAGUCAUGUUCUCCAUUCUCAAUUCCAUUAUUUCUGGAGCUGCCGAGGUUUUCAAUUUUGUGUCUCAGUUAAUGGUAUUCUUCUGGGUUUUGUACUAUCUCAUAACAUCAGAGUCAGGUGGGGUGACAGAACAAAUUAUGCACAUGGUUCCUAUUUCAACCUCAGCUAGGGUCAGAUGUGUUGAAGUUCUGGAUAAAGCUAUUUCAGGAGUCCUUUUAGCUACUGCUGAGAUUGCAUUUUUUCAAGGAUGUCUCACUUGGCUAUUAUUUAGGCUAUACGGAAUUCAUUUCUUGUACAUGUCAACUAUUCUUGCCUUCACAGGUCCUUUGCUACCGGUAUUCCCAUCUUGGCUUGCUACAAUUCCGGCAGCUAUGCAACUGUUGCUGGAAGGAAGAUACAUAGAGGCCAUUAUUUUGUCUGCUGUUCACCUGUUCCUCAUGGAUUAUGGUGCAUCUGAAAUAUUAGAAGAUAUACCAGGGCAUAGUGCAUAUCUUACUGGGCUUAGCAUCAUUGGAGGAAUGACUCUGUUUCCCUCUGCUCUGGAGGGUGCAAUUAUGGGGCCAUUGAUAACUACAGUUAUGAUUGCUCUGAAGGAUUUGUACGCUGAAUUUGUUCUGGGAGAACCAAAAGACAGUGGCAAGCAGCACACAUGCUAAGCCCCUACCUGUGUCCUUCUUAAAAGGAGAAAUUCUUACUGACAUUGUUGCCUCUACAAUUGGUGCAAAGAACGGGCGGUACCAAGGUGGGCCUGCUGAUGAAUUUCACCACUUAAAACAUUCGAGAUUUUAUCGUUUCUGGCAUUUAUCUCACGUAUGAGGAGUGUGCUUCCAUUAAAACACUUCUGCAACUUCAUUGUUCUUUGCAACUCUGUUGCAGGAGUUUGUCUCUAGGCUGGUGAUUAGUUCACAAUUGAUAUUUUUUAAUACUUAGGUCAAUAAUUUGAACUAGUGGGCUUUUUGUACAUUACACAAAGUUGAAGAAUAAGUCGUAUUGUUCAUAACUCGUGAACAAUUCAACUUGCUGUAAUUUAGUAUUUUAUAUUUUUAUGCUAAUUAUUAUUCAACGUGCCUUCUAGUAUUUUUACCCUGUUUCUUUCAGUUUUGAUGUUUUGGAGUCAUCACUUGUACAUUGAUUCCUUUAUUCAUAUAUGUGAGAAAUUUUAUUCACCA